Messenger RNA from Aspergillus wentii DTO 134E9, 741 nucleotides. RefSeq lists its product as uncharacterized. The coding region runs from base 22 to 543 and encodes 173 amino acids. Lineage: Eukaryota; Fungi; Ascomycota; Eurotiomycetes; Eurotiales; Aspergillaceae. The record is from RefSeq and is a predicted model, not a curated record. The transcript has 3 exons.
GGCAAAUAAAAUAUCGUCAACAUGUCUUCUCUAGAGGGCGACACAGAAGCCCGCAGCAUCGGCGCCCUAGGCACCAUGGUCCGCGCCGUCGGGGGCUGGACCAAGCCCAGCGGGCGUGGACUGUACAUGUUCCGCAGCCUCAUCACAGGAAGCUGCUGCGCGGCUCUCUUUGGACUGUGCGGUGCCGGCCUACUCGGGUACACGAUUGGCGCGGGGGGAAUCGGGUUCGCAGGGGGUUCAUGCGUGGGCUUCAUCGCGGGGACGAUCACGUACUUUAUGGACUGUCGUCGACAGAGCUUACUCGCGUUGGCGAGAUAUCCGGAACUGAUGCGGUUGCAUUUGUUUAUUAAUUACCCGUCGAGAGACUAUCGGAUGCCGUUUGCGAAUGACGAGAUGGAUUUGGAGAUGAAGGGGAUGCUGAUCUCGGCGUGGCAUUCUGCUGCGACUACCAUUGAGGAAAUCCAAUACGACGAGGAGAGAAGGAUUGUUGCGGGGUAUUCGAAGGAAAUGGAACGCAUCCAUCAGGAAAAGGACAGUACUUAGGCAAUUCGCCAGCUAGUUGUACACCACAGCUAUUGUGAUCGAUCGGCCUAUUAUUGCGAUCUGCAAUUGAACAGUCAGUACAUAUCGAUCAAGGUCAAUGUCAUUGCGUGUAAUCCAUCUCGAUGGUAUCUUCAGGACCCUUGGGGUAAUCAAUACUGUUUAUCUUUGUCCAUCUACAAAUCCAUAAUACUUCAAGCC